Molecule: messenger RNA, 1664 nt
Organism: Salvia miltiorrhiza (redroot sage)
Lineage: Eukaryota; Viridiplantae; Streptophyta; Magnoliopsida; Lamiales; Lamiaceae
Product: FCS-Like Zinc finger 8-like
Exons: 3
Coding region: 628-1449 (273 amino acids)
Source: RefSeq, a predicted model, not a curated record
CUAAACCCCCAAAAUAUUCAAUUAGAAAAAAAUAAAAAAAUCAGAUAGCAAUCAAGUGGGGCCCUUGUCUUGCUGGUAUUUCCUUUUCUUUGUAAUUUGUUUUCUUCCUCUCAUUUUCUCAAAUGCAAUCACUCAUCCUCUUUAAAAUGCACCAAUACUAGCUCGCUCGCUCCCUCUCUCUCUCUCUCUCUCUCUCUCUCUGUCUCUUCUCCUCUGCUCUCUCUCUCCAACUUGAUCAUUAACGCAGAGCUGUGCUUGCAAUCUUGAUUUUGGAUUCUUGAAUAGAUUAUAGAGAAAAGAAAAGAAAAGGUGUCACUGAUUAAAAUAAGAAAAAAGAAAAAGAUCGGUCUCUUUUUUGUUUGUCUGUCAGCGUUUAAAAAUGGAAGCUAAUGAGAUUUGGCAUUGUUAUUUACGUUCCACAGAUUUAAUCUCCACUUUACUCCUUUCCAUUUCUUUAUGAUUUCUCAUAAUUUUUAGCUUUCGACAACUUUUAUUUUUUUGUUUUCUAUUCUUUUGAGGUUUGGAAAAGUUGUAGUCUUUUUUCUCCUGCGAUUUGCAGCAGCUAGCUGUUGAUGGACUUGCCAAAACCAGCUUAAUUUUAGUUCCCAAAUAUUGAAUUUUGGAGGAAUGCUGAGGAAUAGAUCUAGAGCAGUAACAAGCAAACAAGCCCUAAUGUCGGAUCAAACUCCAUUAUUCCUCUCUCCCACCAAGAAUUCCUGCUCGCCCAUCUCAUAUUUCUUGAAUUCCCCAAGAUUCUUCAAUGGCUUCCUCUCAAAAUCCGUUUUUGACUCAGAAACCAUGAGCCCCACCUCCAUUCUCGACUACAAAAACUCCGCGAAUUCCCUAAACCCCUUCACCUGCGACACAGCUCCGCCGCCCAAUCCCCACCACGACUUCGCCGCGGCCAACAAAUCGAUCGGGCUCGCCCUAAUUGACUCGAUCGCCGACGAUUGGAGCGGCGGCGACUGCAGAUUCUCGAAGCCGAUUAAUCGGCUGGCGUUGUUCGGAUCGAAGCUGAAGGUCCAGAUUCCUGAGAUUAGCAGCUCAAUUUCGACGGCGGAUGAUCAAUCGCCGGGCGAUUUCGGGAUCAAGACGCGGAGCUCGCAGCUCUCGAGUCCGUUUGGCGGCGGCGGCGGCGGAAAGGAUUUGGCGCGGCAGCUGUCGCUGAAGGAGAUGGAGAUGUCGGAGGAUUACACGUGCGUCAUCAAACACGGCCCCAACCCCAAAACCCGACAUAUCUACGAUGACUGCAUUUUAGAUGAUGAUGAUGUUUCUCCGCCCCAAAUCCAAGAAUCGCACCAUUUCUUGAGCUUUUGUCACGCUUGCAAAGCUGUUCUUCAACAGGAUAAAGACAUUUACAUGUACAGGGGUGAGAAAGCAUUUUGUAGCCAAGAAUGCCGCUGCCAAGAAAUGAUUUUUGAGGGGAUGGAGAAUCCAGGGACGUUUUAGGGAUUUUCGCUAAAGCUAGCAGAAGUUGAUGUGAAGAAUUUUUGGGAGCAUUUUUGGUUUUCUGAAUCUUUUUUUUCUUGAAUCCCUUCUCCCCCUUUGCAUAUAUACAGAUAAAUGGGAGGUAGAAAUCAUUGCAAAAAACGUUGGAACCUAUGACACAUUUGAUGAAUGAUUUUUGUCAUUUGAAACAGGUAUUGUUUCCUUUUUGAACAAAA